This is a messenger RNA of Electrophorus electricus (electric eel), 2676 nucleotides long. It is a transcript of the gene zdhhc22, whose product is annotated as zDHHC palmitoyltransferase 22. NCBI's taxonomy places the organism in Eukaryota, Metazoa, Chordata, Actinopteri, Gymnotiformes, Gymnotidae. Gene Ontology annotation, molecular function: palmitoyltransferase activity. The record is from RefSeq and is a predicted model, not a curated record.
CAGAGAGACGAGGGUAGUUUUCCUUGCUUGCUUUCAUUCUCAUGGUGCUUUGGUCCUGAUAAGGUUGCCACACCAACAGGAGGUGCUACUCUAUCUAAAGACAACGGAAACAUGGCACGGCAGAUGCACACAUCGCCGUGCCAACCCAUAUUUUCUUAUUUUUUUUCUGAAUGAGGUAUUUCCCUGCUUAUUACGCGAGAUGAACUCCGGCUCAUCGGAUUUAGAAAGCGCCGGGUAACGACGCUGCACAGCGUAGUAUUUAGUUAAAAGGGUCCUCUUCAUAAAAGUCUACAGAAGCUGUUACAGGCAUGCUGGUCAGGAUGCUCAAACUGCAAAUGCUCAACGCGAUUGCGCCAGCCUACUUCUACACUGCGACGGCGGUGACCUUCGUGCUCCAUUUCUUCCUCUUCAUCCCCACUAUUUUCCAAACCCCAGGCUUGACACUGAGUCCCAUUGUGGUGCUCCACGCUGCCAUCUUCAUGUUCCUUAUGACCAAUGCUCUUGGUAAUUACUCAAUGACUAUAUGGUUCCCAGCAGAAAGUGCCAAUGAGAAAGUCAUCCCAGUAUGCUCUCCAGACUGUCCGGACAGAGUUGACGCACACUACCUCCUCAAUGGCCGACACUUCUGUAAGCUGUGUAAGAAAGUUAUCCUUAAACGGGACCACCACUGUUUCUUCACGGGUAACUGCAUUGGGAACAGGAACAUGCGUUACUUCAUCAUGUUCAGUAUCUACACUUCCUGUACAUGCCUGUACUCUCUAGUGCUCGGUGUGGCAUAUCUCACAGUGGAAUAUUCAAUCUCCUUCGAAAACCCCCUCACCUUCCUCACACUCCUGCCCCUCUCUACGGGUUACUUCUUCCUUGGUAUGAUCUGUGGCCUUCAGUUCUUCCUGGUCCUCAUGCUCUAUGUGUGGUUGGGCGUCGGCCUGGUGAGUGCUGGCUUCUGUUGCCAACAGGUUUUGCUCGUGGCCCGCGGGCAGACCUGGUGCCAGCUGCACAAAGGGCAGCUGGUGGAGAGCAGAGGAACGUGGCGAUCCAACCUGAGUGAUGUGUUUGGGUCCCGCUGGGUAGUAGGACUCUUUCUACCUGUACAGACUGUGGAGACCAUACCUGGAAACUGGUACAGUUACCAUGAACACAAGCAUGACUGACCAUGUUUCUUGAAUGCCUUAGUGUUUACUAUAUCGACUUCUUCUAGGUUAUCUGCUUGAUCGUCAUUGUGUAGAUUAGGUCAUCAUUGUCAUACAGAUGAGUGAACACAUCUCAGUGUCCAUAAAUGAUAGCUAAAUAAAUGGUAAUGAUAUCAAAGGCCCUGAAUGAGGCCAUAGUUUUAACCAGAGAUGUACAGUGCUAGAGAAUCAUUUGAUCACAUAGGACUCCAUUAUAGAAAUGCAGUUAUGAUUUUUUAUUUUUAUCUUUUAGUGAGAUAGAACAAAUAAAUAGAAUACUAUUUGUGAAAUCAUGUACUCAAGGACAAGUAGCACAAAGCUUACACAACUGGCCUAGUAAAUACUGGCCAACUAUUAUGUCAUUAACUCAGUACAUGCAGGCUGAUAGUAGGCAGUAAAGUGCACUAAUUUAUUGUUCAAAUUGCAAUUUGUUAAAAUAUAUUUAAAAACUACUUUGACAGUCACACCUAGAUGUUUUGAUAACCUGCCGUCAUUUAAAGUGGUUCUCAAACAAGACACGAAUGAAUAAAGAGGUGUAAAAUGGCCUGAACCUUAUCACAAAUGAUUUUAAAGCAUUUAGGCAUUAUCAUCUUGUUAGAAACCCAUACAGAACUUCGCGUUGACUAAUAUUUAUGUUCACUUUGUAGUGAAGCAAAUUAUACUGCAUUUUUAAAAUAUACUUUUUAUUGUACUGGACAUGACAUUAUGUAUUAAUAAGUGCAGUUUAUGUAGUUUACCGAUGUUUUUGUUUUGAUCCUGAAGCAUAUUCCUCACAUAUGCCAAUGCUUAGCAUACUCACAGUCCUCCUUUAAGUGCUUGUAGUCAGUGCCUGUGAUUCUAUGGCUGUGAGUGCCUUUUAAAAAUCUUAAAGUACAAUUAGUAAUAAUAGGUGUUAGAAACAUAACAAACUGUUGGGUAACAUUGCGGUAGCCCAGAACAGAGGUUCAUGUCUACAUUUGAACAGUUGUACAGCAUGCUUAUUGUUUCGCCUUUAAACCUUGUUAGUCAGUAUCUACGGGUUUCUUUAUUCACCCCACCUCACCACUUACAUCCGGACAAGAUCAGAGCAUCACGAUAAGUUUCUAUUACGGUCAUCAGGUGUUUGGGAACAGGGGAAUCACUUCUUUUAUAUUAACAGAAUCAUCUCUGUUCUCUGUUCCUGCUAUUAGAUCAUGACCUCUCCAUUCUACUUUAUAGAUGAGCAACAUGUAUAACUUGUGUAAUUUUGUCAUUGCAUAUGUAUUAUCCCAAUGUUAUCAUUAACAUUUAGCAUUUUAAUUGGUCAUUUCUAUAUUUCUUAAGGGUUAUAUUACUCUUAAGGAUUUUUAGUGAAAAAAAACCCUUUACAUAUAUGUUUAUUUUAUUUACAUGUUUAUUCAUUUGUGACAAUUUAAGGGCUAUAGUUCUGCUGUGAAAUUUCUAGGAAUGAGAAAUGUCUGGUUUGAAAGUUUGUAAGAUAAUGGUAGGUUUUUGACACAUAACUGUCAGUAUAUGAUUAUCAUCAAUA